UGAGCAAUUCACCACGGUAAAAUCGAAAUAUUAUCUGGGCCUAGUCACUCCAAACGGCAUCACACACGUAUAAAUUAGAGGCCGAUUCCUCCAUCAGCAUCAAACAUUAAAUUCAACUUUUUCUCGUUGAAGAAUACUACACGGUGUUUUCGACCCCUUGCAAACCCUGGAGUCUAAGACAAUGGAAGAUCGAAAGAAUCUCGUGGACUCCGAACCCUCGAGCUCUGCUGGUUAGUAUUCUCUGAGCCUGCUCCCGGUACAUUUAGGCUAACGCCUUUGAAAGGGAAAGGGGAGUCUAUACCCUGUAUCAGCUCGACCGAGGAAAAAAAGAGGCCUUUUCGAGUAAUGCAUAAUCUUGUUGUUUGCGGCGCAACUGAUGCAGAAAACCCAGCACACGCUGAGUUGUUCUCCGAUUUCAUGGGAAUUUCCAUGGCCUUGCGGAAUCUUCAUCCCGACAUACAGGGAACAUUUUUAUCCUGCUUUCCACUUGACAAACACUUUGAUGUCUUGGAGCAACGUAAACCUCCAAUUACAGAUACCUAUUUUGGGUGUUCCGGACCAGACAACAAGCCUCUGUACACCUACUCAAAAAACCAAUGGGCCCUACGUCAAGACAAGUGGUUCGAGGAAGUAGAUAAAGAGGAAUUACUGGCCCGAGUAUUUUUAUGGAUGUUGGAGAAAGCACGGUGCAUCGAAAGAGAUGAUGUCGUGAAUAUGUUUUUUGCGUGUCAAGGGACACAUGAACAUGACCUUGAGGUGGGAACUAGGGUUUUUUCAACACAGGAUUUCGCGGAGGUACUGCAACUCUUUAGAGCAGACGUACAGGUGAAUGCAGUUGGCAGGCACUGCUACUCGGGGUGUUUAGUGGGCGCUGUUGUCUCUACGAAGCAACGCGGCAAAAAUCUGUUUGCAGGCACAGGACCAGAUGACACGCAUUGGUGGGGAACCGUUAAUUCAUGGAGCAACAGGAUCAGGUAUUUCCAGUUCGGCCAACCUUUUGUGCAAUCUCUGGCCAGAGUGCAACUACCUGGAAUACCCCAACAGGUUCUUCCACCGGUGACCGAGGAAAAUCAUGACGAAUUUAUAUCAGAAGCCAUAUUGCGAAGUGUGGGGGGUACUUCAGCGCCCACACCUCCCACAGCCUCCUAUUUGUCUCCGGAGCAAUCAUACGCUAUUUCACUAAUUGAAAGGCUGAUAUUGAUGGACUACGUCGACGUCAAUUACGAUCGAGACUGGACUUAUCGUCGACGCCGGAAUGAAUUUCCAACUAUGGAUUUAUCUCUACACCGGAAUCAGAAAAUUAUCGUGAAAAGUAUGUUGUGAACGACUUCCACGGCCGUUCAGCACGCGCUCAUGAAUUGGUCCGGGACGCAGCAGCGGCUUGCGAUCAUAUAUGUUUUGAACUAUGCCGACGGUUCCUUUCUAGGAAGCUUGGAAUGUUCUGACCUGAGAGAUCCCGAGACACUCAAAACUUCAUAUCUGAGGUGCCACGAACAGUCUGCGAUACUGGAUCUCUUCAUCAUUCUUUGCGAAAAGGGCUUUCUACGAUACGAGAGUCUUCAACUCCCUGUCAACUUCGACAAGACUUCAAAGGAUGUUGGAACUGUCUGGAAUGUGCUCAUGUCUUUUGAACAGAUACAAAAGCAUCGUCAAGAGAUAUUUUCACGUUUCAUGCGCCGCUGCGGCGAGACAUAGCCCGCCAACCCUCUGGCUUGCCGUGAUGAUGGUUCGCGGCGGCUCUCGACUGUUUCCAUACAAAGAGAUGUUCGACUUA
Messenger RNA from Xylona heveae TC161, 1774 nucleotides. RefSeq lists its product as hypothetical. The coding region runs from base 346 to 1323 and encodes 325 amino acids. The record is from RefSeq and is a predicted model, not a curated record. NCBI's taxonomy places the organism in Eukaryota, Fungi, Ascomycota, Xylonomycetes, Xylonales, Xylonaceae. The transcript has a single exon.